Messenger RNA from Bactrocera latifrons, 662 nucleotides. Its product is annotated as C-type lectin 37Db-like. The coding region runs from base 61 to 549 and encodes 162 amino acids. The record is from RefSeq and is a predicted model, not a curated record. Gene Ontology annotation, molecular function: carbohydrate binding. Lineage: Eukaryota; Metazoa; Arthropoda; Insecta; Diptera; Tephritidae. Gene Ontology annotation, biological process: biological process involved in interspecies interaction between organisms. Gene Ontology annotation, cellular component: external side of plasma membrane. The transcript has 4 exons.
AAAUUCUAGUCACUACUUUAUUCGGUGUUAUUUCAAAUUUGUUCUGUACAGUGACCGAAAAUGAAGCAAGUUGUCAUCUUUAGCGCGAUUCUUGUUGCUUUGACACAUUGUGUCAGUGCCGGUAAUGUUCCCUCGAAGGAUAUCGCGAGUCCCAGCAAGGGAAGACUUGCUCCAGUCGAAGGUGAACGUUUUAUACUCAGCCUGACGAGUAUGAACUGGUUUGCUGCCUAUGGUUUUUGUAAUCAGCAAAACGCCACACUUCUAUCACUGGAAUUAGGAAAAAGCGACAGUAAAAAAAAAGAGUUUAAAGCUUUUAUAAACUCAUACCAUCUCAAAGAUCAUGAGUACUGGCUACACGGUAGUCGGCUAGAAGACGAUGUAACCUUCCGUUGGGGUUUAGGUGGUCUGCCAAUUUCUUAUACCGAUUGGUCUACCGACCAGCCAGAUAACGCGGGUGGACAACAACGCUGCAUGAAAUUAUUUAAGACUAUCCUGUGGGACGACGAUGACUGUUUUUCUAAAUAUUACGCUGUUUGCCAAAAGUACUAAUUGUUGCUAACUUUUAUAGCUUUAUUCCUAGUUGGAAAUGUCUGUUUAAUUCUAAAUGGGGUUUAAAUACAUGAAUUGACUUUCUUAUUAAAAGCAUAUAUAUAAAUUAAAAA